Molecule: messenger RNA, 1665 nt
Organism: Schizosaccharomyces osmophilus
Lineage: Eukaryota; Fungi; Ascomycota; Schizosaccharomycetes; Schizosaccharomycetales; Schizosaccharomycetaceae
Gene: xks1
Product: xylulose kinase Xks1
Exons: 3
Coding region: 1-1665 (554 amino acids)
Biological process (GO): xylulose metabolic process; D-xylose metabolic process
Cellular component (GO): cytosol
Molecular function (GO): D-xylulokinase activity
Source: RefSeq, a predicted model, not a curated record
AUGUUUCUAGGACUAGAUCUUUCGACUCAACAAUUAAAAGGUGUGACGAUUAACGAAAAGCUGGAUAUUGUCCAAGAGGUGGUAGUAGAUUUUGAGAAAGACUUUCCGUCUUAUAAAACCACAAAGGGUGUUUACAAACAUGGUCAUGAAGUGGUAGCGCCAGUGCCUAUGUGGUUGGAUGCCAUAGAUUUGCUAUGUGCUAGACUUGCAAAGGUAAUGGACGUGAGUGAGAUCCAGGGAAUUUGUGGAGCAGGUCAACAGCAUGCAGGUGUUUUCUGGUUACAGGGAGCUGAACAAGCUCUUGGAUCAUUAGAAACAAGCUCUACAUUGCAAAAUCAACUUGGAAAGUACCUCUAUUCGAGGUCGCCCAAUUGGCAGGAUGCCACAACUUCUCGUGAAUGUCGAGAAAUGGAAGCUGUCGUCGGUGGUGCUGAUACCCUUGCUGAUAUAACAGGUUCCAGAGCGCAUCUCAGAUUCACAGGUCCUCAAAUUAAGCGAUUUCGUCGCUUGCACCCAGAUAUUUAUGAGAAAACUGAACGGAUCGGUCUUGCCUCGAGCUUCCUCAUGUCUGUGUUUUUACAACGCGAGGCUCCUUUGGAAAUUAGCGAUGUUUGCGGUAUGAAUUUAUGGGAUAUCCGAAAUGAACGAUUCGAUACUCGUCUUCUAGAUGAUGUUGCUGGUUCUUUUAAAGGUUCAGAUUUAGCUGAAAAGUUGGGACCCGUUGAAAUGAAUGGUGCAAAGCAUCUCGGUGGUAUUGGAAGUUACUUUGCGAAAAAAUACGGCUUUUCGCCUCAUUGCCAAAUCCUUCCUAUUACCGGCGACAAUCCUGCUACUCUGCUUUCUUUGCCGUUACGUCCAGGAAAAGAUGUUCUUUUGUCGCUUGGUACAAGUACCACCGCCCUUAUGGCCACUUCUAACUAUGUUUGCUCUCCAGAUUAUCAUAUGUUUGGCCAUCCCACCGUAACAAAUGAUUAUAUGGUCAUGCUUUGCUACAAGAAUGGCAGUUUGGCUAGAGAAUAUAUUCGCAAUAGCCUUAAUGAAAAGUAUCAAGUGCACGAUAAGAAUUCUUGGGAUUUGUUCAACAAAUUUACCCUGAAAGAACGAGUGAAAACAGAUUCUCUCCCAGACCAAAAAAUUGGAUUGUACUAUCCUUUACGGGAAAUUAUUCCUGCUGUUGGUCCUGGUGUAUGGCGCUACAACAUCCGCGAUAGCAAGUUGGAACCAGUAACGGAAACAUCAGAAUCAUGGACAAUCCCUGAUGAUGAUGCUCGUGCUAUCGUCGAAAGCCAAUUUUUGGACAUUCGCAACAGAAUCACACCUUUACUUACCAAUGUGUCCCGUCCACAAAGAGUCUAUGUUGUUGGUGGUGCUAGUCGAAAUGAAGCCAUCGUACAAAUGAUCAGUGAAAUUUUGGGUUGUGAUGUUUACCGACUCAAGCAAGGAGCAAGUAAUGCUUGCGCCAUUGGGGGAGCUGUCAAGGCCGCUUAUGCAAUGAACAAGCAAAAACUUAGCUUUGAUGACUUCGUUCUACAAUCUUGGGAUGAAGACGAAAAGGUUGAAUUAGUUAAAAGCAAACCCGAAAAGUCAGUUUACGAUAUAUUUGGACAAUUAUUGCCCUAUCUAGAACAGGCACAGGAUAUUGCUAUUCACCAGACAAUUGAAUAA